Nothobranchius furzeri (turquoise killifish) is the source of this 6797-nucleotide messenger RNA. Its product is annotated as zinc finger C3H1 domain-containing protein. Gene Ontology annotation, molecular function: protein binding. The record is from RefSeq and is a predicted model, not a curated record. Gene Ontology annotation, cellular component: exosome (RNase complex); nucleus. NCBI's taxonomy places the organism in Eukaryota, Metazoa, Chordata, Actinopteri, Cyprinodontiformes, Nothobranchiidae. Gene Ontology annotation, biological process: RNA processing.
CUUACAUCGCGAUAGUUGGGGCUAACAUUCCAGCUAACAGUGUGCUAAUUCCCGUAUCUGUCAGAGGACCUGGAGAAGACGGAGAACCAAGAAUCCCCGCGCCCGCCCGUUGAUCCACAGCACAGCAAGCUGGCCCCGGUACGUUCAUCCCGACAUGGACCCAAACACUGCCCAUCGGUCUCUGGCGGAGGACGGCGAGCUCGAAGACGGUGAAAUCUGCGACGACGAAAUCGAAGAGAGUGUUCCGGUGCGGCGGGGGGAUGGGAGAAGGCCGCGCGGCGGCGCUCGUCCCCGGCCAAGAAAGCCGCACAAACAACCGUACAUACGACCGCUCAUGGACCACUCGUUGCCAGAUUUCAGCCUCCGGUUGCCCUACAACCCCGGACCUCACCUCCACGGCCCGUUCCUCCCGAACCACCGGCAGCUAUGCGAACAAAACGUUCCUGAACGACCUCCUGUUCUGCCCGCUCCACUCGGGAUGUCCAUGCCCCAGUCACCUGGACCUGGUCUGCACUGCGAGUCAAGCCCCCGAUCCAACUUCUGGGAGCGGAGCCACGGGGCCCUGGGACGGUUCAGGCACCGAGUCACACCGAACGGUGGACGCGGGUCCUGGAUUCGAGGCGGUCCGGGUGGGAACAGCAGAAACCCCCCCUGUCGCCACGGACCGGGAGAGAGUCACGGGUCUCCGUCAAAGAAACAGUGGCCUUUAGGGAGGAUUCGGGUCAGGAAAGUACCGGCCAUUUUUGACAGAACCGAUACCAGUAUGGACGAAAGCUUUGAGGACCUUCUGACCAAAUACAAACAGAUCCAGCUGGAGCUGGAGUGCAUCCGGAAGGCUGAGACAAUGGCGCUGGAGCCAGAGUCUUCUCCAGUUUCUGAAGGCCCUGCUGGUGCUGCUGGUACUGGUGCUGCUGCUCCGCCAGACUUCAGACCAGAACCAGAAGGGGCUCCUGAAGGGAACGAUCAGCAGGACAAGGAUGAAAAGAAAGUGUUCCAGGCGUUCAACAUCAAACCUCUGCGUCAGAAACUUCCUACACCUGCAGAACUGGACCAGCUGCACAUCAAGUGGGAGGAGCAAGAAGCAGGUGGUGGUGCUGAGGAACCCCCGAGAAGCUCAGAGGCCCCGGAGUCGGAAGGACCUGGUUCUGCAGAGUCUGACAAAGCCAGGAAACAUCAGGAAGUCAACCCUGCUCCCAGCGAAUCCUCUGCUUCCAGCGAGGACUCGACAGUUUCACCUGACAAGCCUCCAGAGAAGAUAGAGGAGGAGGAGCUGUCAGAGCUGCAGCUCCGCCUCCUGGCUCUGCAGUCGGCCAGUAAGAAGUGGCAGCAGAAGGAGCAGCAGGUGAUGAAGAAUAGCAAAGACCGGAUCACUAAAGCCUCCCAGGACAGAACCUCCAGCUCCACUUCUAGUUCUGGUUCUGGAGCAGCGGCACCGGACAAGCAGCGAGUCAUUACCAGGUCUGCUGCUGCUGCUGCAGCUGCUGCUGCUGACAGGAGCAGGACCAGGUCCAAAGCAGCAGACAGAACCACGACUGGACCCAGACAAGCUGACCGAGACCGAACCAAACAGAGUCCAAAACCUGGUCCCAGAGUCCUGCCUGACCGGGCCAGGACUCCAGGAAGAUCUCACAACACCAAGAGGCUGAUCAGUCCAGGUCCUGCAGCCAAGCAGGCCUUCAGGAAGCAGCAGCUUCACACCUGGAAGUUGCAGCAGCAGAGGAAGCAGCAGCAGGAGGAGGAGGAGCGCCGCAAGCGUGAGGACGAGAUCCGUCGAAUUCGUGACCUGUCCAACCAGGACGAGCAGUACAACCGGUUCAUGAAGCUGGUCGCAGGGAAGAGGACACGAGGCAGGUCCUGGGAGCAGGAUCACAGGAAGUCAGCAGGAAAGCUGGGCCUGGAGGUCUCUGGGAACCUCUAUCAGUAUGACAACUAUGACGAGGUUGCCAUGGACACUGACAGUGAGACGGGUUCACCAGUGCCGUCGCCAGGGCAGAACCUGCCACCUGCAGAAGAGUCUGGGUGUUUCCCUCUGGGCCCGUGUGUGGUGGAGGCUGCAGCCUUCAGCAUGGAUUUACUGCUGCCACCCCCCUCAUCAAUGCUAUCUAGUUUUCUUCCACCACCUCCACCGCUUCCCCCUCCACCUGAUGAAGCAGAGCGCCCCCCCAAACCACCGUUUGCUGAUGAAGAGGAGGAGGAGGAGAUGCUUCUCAGGGAGACCUGUCUGAUGUCCAUGGCCAACAAGCGGGUGGCGACCAACCAGAAGAAUUCCAGUGGACCGCCGUCUCCUACCUGGCCUCCACCUGUAGACGUCCAGCUACUUGUGAGGGGGAACCUGAGCACCGUCAGCCUGAACACGGUUCCUCAGACCCGGAACAGCCGGUUCAGCAGAACCCAUCAUACUGCCAGAGGUCCAUUAGUGCUGCCCAGACACAAGUCAGUAGUGGUUUCGCUCAAUGACUCCGAUGACAGUGACUCUGAGGUGGACACCUGCAGCUCCUCUCAGAUGGUGUUUGGAGGUCUGGAGAACAUGAUUAAAGAAGCCCGGAGGACAGUGGAGGCAGCAAAGCCUAAAGCAGCUUCAGGAUGUGAGAAGGAGAACAACCCAGUCCGAACUCCAGAAGCUCUCCCUGAGGAGAAGAAAGCGGAGUACCGUCUACUGAAGGAAGAGAUUGCUAGCAGAGAGAAGCAGAAGAUGCUGAGGGACCACAGCUGUCCCAGUCCCUCAGCUCCAGAACAGCUUCUGCACUUGUCCCCUAAAGCUGCUGCAGAUAUCCGGCUGGGCGAGGCCGAGCUGAAGCUCCAGAAACACAGAGAGCUGCUGCAGAGGGACGAAGCUGUUCUCAGACACCUGCUUCAGCAGGAGCUGAAGAAGAGGGAGUCUCUGAAAGCCGCUGAAGCAAAGAUGGUCAAACUGAAGGAGCAGCUGCAGGCGUCCGAGAAGAUCGUAGCUGCUAACAGGACGCUGCUGAAAAAGCUGCAGGAGCAGGUGCAGCGGGUGGAGCAGCGGGUGUCCCUGAAGAAGAAUCUGGCUGUCCAACUGGAGCAGGAUCUGAUCCAGGUUCAGGCGGCUGCAGGCAGAGGACAAAAACGUCCUGUAGAGUCCAGCCAGAACCCGCCCAGUAAGCUCCAGCGUGUGGAACCGGGUCGGCGCGGUUCCGAGCGCCACUUCGCCGAGCUGAUCGCUCAGAAGCGACGGUUGCAGCAGCUGGAGUCCGAGUACGCCCUCAAGAUCCAAAAACUGAAGGAGGCUCAGGCCCGGUGCAACAAAGCUCCAGCUCCAACUCCAACCUCUAACCCUGCACCAGACCCACAGGCCCGGCCACUGCCCCCCCCCAGCCCCUUCCACCUGCCCCAGCCGUCCUUACACGACCUUUCUCAGGACAAACUGGUUCUGGACAGCGAGGAGAUCCCAGAGGUCGAUGAUCAGGAGCCAGAACUUGCUGCUGCUGCAGGUUUAGGCAAACGCCGUUCCUCUCUCCGACAGUCCAGUUGCUCCUUCACCAAACCCCACCUGGACCCGUCCAGUUCGGCCCCCCCAAAAGACUGCAGAGCCACCAAGCCGGCUAAGCUGGCGACCGACUUGACGCUCCCUGCUCAGUCGUUUGCCGGUCUGGAUUUGGACAGUCUGAAGCAAAGGUACCAGCAGCAGGCCCGGCUGGGGGAGCUGCUGCAGAUGGAGCUGCACAGACUGGGGGAGGACUUGGACAGCCCACCCCAUGCACAGGUGAUCCUGCUGGAGGCGGAGCCAACGAGCCAAUCGUCCGUCGCUGAGCUCAUACCCAUCCCGUUUGAACAGUACCACAGUCCGCUGCUGGUGUUCAGGUCAUACAGGUUCAGUCCAUACUACAGAACCAAGGAGAAGCUGUCCCUCAGCUCUGUGACCUACAGCAACGCCAUCGAGCCGAACAAGUGCUUCUGCCGCUUCGACCUGACGGGGACCUGCAACGACGACAGCUGCAGAUGGCAGCACAUGAGGAACUGCACGCUGACCGGAGACCAGCUCCUCCAGGACAUCCUGUCCUACAGCCUGGUUCUGAUUGGCUGUUGUGAGAGCAGCUCAGACCAGGAGGUUGGUACUGCCACAGAGAGUUACAUGAAGAAGCUGUUUGGUCCCAACAAAGGCCGCAUGGGGGUGGACCAGAAGGCCGUCCUCCUCGUCAGCAAGGUCAACGAAAGCAAGCGACACGUUCCUCCGUUCACCACCUGCAAAGACACGAGGAGGUGGAGGCCAAAGCCAUGGGCUCAGAGCGGUACCGGCCCAGAUGAGCUCGGCAGCGAAGAGGCAGCUGCUGUAGACCUGAAACCUGCAGGAGUCGAUGACACCCUGAAGAGCAGCUCGCUUGUGUUGGAUGUCAUCACGUCGGAGGAUCGGCGGUACUUCACCAGCGAGACGGACGACAUCUCAAAUCUGGAGGCGAGUGUUCUGGAGAGUCCCGAGGCUACUCAGCUGUGGAUCAAACUGGCCUUCAAGUACCUGAACCAGAGUGAGAUCCCUGCGGCAGAGGGUCUAGAAGCUGCUCUGAACACACUGUCUCGGGCUCUGGAGAGUAACUGUGAGGACCCGGAGGUGUGGAGUCACUACCUGCUGCUGUUCUCCAGGCGAGGCAGCAGAGAGGAGGUCCAGGAGAUGUGUGAGAUGGCUGUGGAGCAUGCACCUGACCACAGAGUGUGGUGGAACUACUUGAACCUGGAGAGCACCUUUGAGGGGAAGGACUACGUCUGCGACCGGCUGCUGCGGUUCCUUCAGGCUGAGGCGUCUUCAGGCGUGACGGAGAAACUGUCCUUCCAGCUGAUGGAGGUUCUGCUCUACAGAGUUCAGUUGAGUCUGUUUUCAGGAAGGAUGGAGAGCGCUCUGGCUCUCCUACAGACGGCGUUAAAGUCUGCUGAGGACCACAGCGUGGCGGAUCACCUGACAGCCAGCGACCGGGCGCUGCUCUGGCUCUCCUACAUUCACCUGACCGAGUUUGACCAGCUGCCAUCCAGCCUGUACGACCCGGCAGAAUCCGGCCCGGCCCGGCUGGUCUGCACAAAGCCCUUCAUGUUGCCAUGGCGGAAGGCUGAGGACAUCAGCACGCCACCCGACAUCCUUGUGGCUCUGUUUAAAGAUGCGAUCCGUCAGUGCAGUGAGGACAUCCUGUCCCCCAGCGAGGGCACGCUGGCCUGCAUGCCACUGCACACCAACCUUCUGUUCCUCUACAAACUGUUGCAACGGUACGAAGAGGGCGUGGCUCUGUGCUCGUCUCUUCUGGACUUGUGUCCGGACUCGUUCCUUCUACGUGACGCACUCGCUGACCUGUACAUCAGCCACGGAAACCCGGAGCAGGCGGUCAACAUGUGGCUUCAUGCUUUAGCAGAGUGUCCCCACGACGCUCGGGUGUUCUACCACUGCUGCAGGUUCCUCAUGGGUCAGGACAAGUCUGGUGCCAUUCCUCCUCUGUUCCGAGGGUUCAUCCUGUCCCUCUGUGAGGACGAGCAGAGUCAGAGGACACCUGUGGACAUCCUGCGGCACAUCCUGGGCUUUCCCACUGAGGAGCUGCUGACUGGUCCCAUCAUUAGGAAGGAGCUGAAGGAGCAGCUGAACCAGCAGAUCCCUUACCUCCACCUGCUCCACUGUCGCUGGAUGUGGCUGCACAGCUCCACAGACCAGGUAGUGGAGGCCUUUGAGAGGGGACUGGGCUCAGUGCAGCAGGAGGAGGAGCUACACACGCUGUGGAUGGACUACCUGCUGUUCAGCAGCAGUCCCAAGGCCUGCAACACCUCCCAGAGGCUUUUCCCAGACUUGGUCCAGCGCUGCCUCAGCACGGUUCCGACCCGGCUGCAGAUUCCCUUCAACCCGGCAGAGUUCUGGAGCUGCUACACCUUCCACAACCAGGUGGUGUCUCUCUACCUGAAGUUUGUGCCUCAGUCUCAGAGAGCUUUGGUUCUGGAGAGGCUUCGAUGUGCCAUGCCGACCAACACCGAACUGGGUCUUAGGUUGUGUCAUCAGGAGUUUGUCAGAGGAAACUUGGAGCAGCUGAAGUUUCAGACCCGCUUGCUGAGCAGCAACGCUCCCAGAUGUUUGUUCAGCUGGAGAAUAGCCAUCGCCGUGGCGCGGGAGCUGAAGGAGCCGAGCCAGAUGAGACUUCAGUAUCAGCAAGCUCUGCAGAACCUCCCACUGUGUGCCGCCCUGUGGAAAGAUUGGCUGCUUUUCGAGGCAUCAGAGGGCGGAGCCUCAGAGCGUCUGCGGCGACUGAUUGACCGCUGUCAGGAAGCGGGGGUCAGCGUGAGUGUCGUGGGGGUCGAUCUGUGAACUGAUUGGCAGUUGAACUGAUCAGUGGGUAGCUGACUGAUGAGGUAAGGUGACCCCCCCCCACCCCCCCACAGUGUCUGUAAGUAUGAGCUGCUGAGUGGCACCUUGAUGUUCAUCUUCUUUAGUUGCUCUCACCUUUCAGUUGGACUCAUUACCCUCCCUUUUUUAUAUCACCCACGUGAGGGGGCGGGGCAGCCCAACAUGUUUUAACACCCCACCCACACGUUUUCAAGUUUUUCUUUGACUAUAUCAGGACUUUAAUUUUGUUAAACUGAUCAAACCAUCGAUAAAUCCAGUAUUGUGGCGGCGCACGGCCACCUGCCUGUGUGGUGUUUUCUGAUUGGCUGAAUGAAUGUGAUAGAGACUGCCUCAGAUGGGGGAUGCCACGGGACGCCGACGGGCUCAGCUGGACUGCUCAUGUGCAAUUUGUUGUUAUAACUAACGAAACACUUGUUCUGUUGUUUUUUUGUACAUCAAAUGUGAUUAAAUUAUUUUCUAUAAAAAUGAA